This is a messenger RNA of Chrysoperla carnea, 734 nucleotides long. It is a transcript of the gene sigmar, whose product is annotated as tumor necrosis factor alpha-induced protein 8-like protein. The record is from RefSeq and is a predicted model, not a curated record. NCBI's taxonomy places the organism in Eukaryota, Metazoa, Arthropoda, Insecta, Neuroptera, Chrysopidae. The transcript is spliced from 3 exons. Bases 114 to 695 code for a protein of 193 amino acids. Gene Ontology annotation, cellular component: cytoplasm. Gene Ontology annotation, biological process: regulation of apoptotic process.
GUAUCAGUUCUGUCAAAAAUUUUCAAUAAUUUAUAUUUUUCAUUCAUUUUGAAAUUUUGUUGUUGAUUUUUAUUAUUAUUUUGUUUUACGCAAUCUUUUAUUUUCAUCACAAAAUGUCGAAAACAGUUAUGAAUGAAGGUGCGUUUCGUGCACGCGAUAUUGGAUUACGUGCCCAAAAGAAGAUAUUAUCACGCAUGGCUGGUAAAAAUGUUGCACGCGCUUUUAUUGAUGAUAACACUGCAUCAUUAUUGGAUAAUUUGUAUCGUUUAGCUAAACAAUAUACUGAUAACAAAAAGGAAGCAGAGAAAUUAGUGAAGAACAUAAUAAAAGUUGUAAUAAAAUUAGGUGUGUUAUAUCGUAACAAUCAAUUCUCACCGGACGAAUUAAAACAAGCCGAUCGUUUUAAAAAUAAAUUCCAUAAAGCUGGUAUGGCUGUUAUUUCAUUCUACGAAGUUGACUACAGUUACGAUAAAAAUUAUUUAUUAUCAGCAUUAUCCGAAUCACAAAAGUCAUUACGAUAUAUUGUUGAACGACAUUUAACAGAGAAAUCAUUAGCACGUAUCGAUAGUAUAUUUACAUUCUUUGGUAAUGAACAUUUUUUGGAUGCUGUGUUUAAAACCGAUUCGGAAUAUAAAGAAACGUUAGGGCGAUUAGUUGCCGAUUUAAAUCGUGCAUUAGAUAAUGGUGAUCUUUAGUUUAAUACAUAUUUAUUAUUUUUAUUAAUUUUUUUAAAA